AUGCGCGGGUUCACGUACGCAGUGCUUCUCGCCAGCGCGUCUGGCACAGCGUAUGCUACAAUCCCAGCAUUGGGUGUCUUAUUGUCACCUGUGCUGAAUGGACUGCCAUCGGCCACGCAGCAGAUACCGUCGAGUGCUGCUCUGCUACCCGCGACAUCAUGCGCAUCCGGCAAAGUUGUCCCGUUGGCUUCAGCACUCUCGACAUGUGCACCCGCCAGAUCUUACUGCGCGAGCCUCUAUACCCAGUCAGUGUAUUCUACCGGAAUACAAUUCGAGUAUGUAACCUCGACGGCAAUCAAAACCGUCACUCCAUGCGCCGUGGCGGGUGGCAACAAGAGCUCUCGACCCACGAGCUUUAGCACCCGCCAUGGUCCCAUAACCAUCACCACGGUCAAGAAUUCGGCCAGCAAACCUACCACUACCAUAUCGCCAGACAACGCUUUCUCUGCUCUCAAGAAACUCCCAUCCAACUGCAGAUCCUCAAUCUGCGCUUCGCUCGCCGGCACGGCCACCGUGACCACCACCGUGAUCGCCCCAACCGUCAAAUACGUCCCGCCGACCAAUACGUACAAACCCAUCACCUGCGGCGCGCAAGAAUUAUGCGAUAAUUCGGGCACCAAUAUCGCCUUCUGCAGGCCAAAGCCCGGCCUCAACACCUGCGAGCCAGCCGUCGAGCUCGGCAAAGUGCCAACGUGCAAAUCGACAAACGGCUGCACGGGAGGUUGCUACCAUGUUCCUGUGCCAGGGACCACCUCCGCAUCCCCGCUAGACUAUGACGCAAAUCCGCAAUAUUAUUUUGAUGGUCUCUGUGCGAAGACUCCGGCAAAUUCCACUGCGCCUGUCACGUCGUUGCCGAUCUGCAACAGCGAUCGGGAUUGUGGCAGCGGUGAACUAUGCGUGUUGGUUGCGCUCAUCGAGUACAAUUUCAGAUGUGUCAAGGCAGCGUCGGAGCUUUGCUGA
Dissoconium aciculare CBS 342.82 is the source of this 960-nucleotide messenger RNA. RefSeq lists its product as uncharacterized. NCBI's taxonomy places the organism in Eukaryota, Fungi, Ascomycota, Dothideomycetes, Mycosphaerellales, Dissoconiaceae. The record is from RefSeq and is a predicted model, not a curated record. The coding region runs from base 1 to 960 and encodes 319 amino acids. The transcript has a single exon.